Molecule: messenger RNA, 959 nt
Organism: Erythranthe guttata (spotted monkey flower)
Lineage: Eukaryota; Viridiplantae; Streptophyta; Magnoliopsida; Lamiales; Phrymaceae
Source: RefSeq, a predicted model, not a curated record
AUGGCCCCGUCCCAAAACGUUUCCGACAGGUGUUAUGGAGUUUCGGUUUCUUGUUGCGUCCAUUUUUUGUUUCAAAGACUUGGUGGUUUCCGUUGCUGCUCCGCCGCGCCAAAUGGCAAAAGUAAAGGAAAUCAAACGCCGCAGCUGUUGAAAAUUGCCGUCAGUGGUGCGACGGAGCUUCUCCGACUAAUUUCUCCCGCCGGCCGACAAAGGGGUGUGGCUGUAGUUACCAAUACCACAGAGACCCUUAAAAGUUAUUUUAGCAUACCCAGAGCUUAUGAUUUCAGGACAGUUUUAGUGGCAAACGAAUUGGAUGAUGAAAGUCCGGUAUCGAAUAUAGACGACGUUCUUUCCGUAAUCAGAUCCGAUUACGAGAAAUCUUACUUUGUCACAGGAAUUUUCACUUCCGCAAUUUAUGCUGAAGACUGCACAUUUGAAGAUCCGACUAUCAAAUUUCAAGGUACGGAAUUAUACGAGCGCAACUUGAGACUGCUUGUACCUUUCUUCGACGAUCCAUCAAUCCAGUUGAAAAACAUAGAGAAGGUUCUUGAUUCCGGAACUGAAUUCAUAGUUGCUUCAUGGAAAUUAAGAACAUACCUUAAACUUCCGUGGAAGCCACUUAUCUCCAUCGACGGAAGAACGAUAUAUGAUUUGGAUGCAGCAUUCAAAAUAGUUAGGCAUGCUGAGAGCUGGAACAUUUCUGCACUUGAAGCAGUUAUUCAGAUAUUUACUCCUAGCUCCGAAACUCCACGCCGAUGACAGCGAACGAGAUUUAUCCUCGUUUUUCAUCCUCGGUUUUUAAAUCCUCAAAAUACUAUUAUUUUAGUAAGAGAAUUUAGUAUUUUUCGAGUAAGGCCAUCUUUUUUAUCAUACAUUUCGAGAUGAAAAAAGUUCUAAGUUUGUGCUUAUAAAUUUUGAAAAUAUUUAUUUACACUUUUAAAAUACAUGAUUCGUUUCAA